CGCGGCGCGGAGCCUGCCGCGGGCGUCGGGCUCAGCUCGGGCUCCGCAGCGCCCGCCAUGGAGCCUUCGCCCAAGGAGCCCGAGGCGGCGGCGGCGGCGGCGGAGGCCCGGGCGGCGCCGGCGUCCAGCGGGGUGGUGGUGCAGGUCCGCGAGAAGAAGGGCCCGCUGCGCGCCGCCAUCCCCUGCCUGCCCUUCCCGCUGGCCGUGCUCUGCCUCUUCCUCAACACCUUCGUGCCGGGGCUCGGCACGUUCGUGUCGGCGUUCGCGGUGCUGUGCGGGGCCCGCACCGAGCUGCCCGACCGGCACGUGUGCUGCGUGUUCUGGCUGAACGUGGCGGCCGCCCUCAUCCAGGUCCUCACCGCCGUCGUCAUGGUCGGCUGGAUCAUGAGCAUCUUCUGGGGCAUGGACAUGGUCAUCCUGGCCAUUUCCCAAGGGUACAAGGAGCAGGGCGUCCCGCAGCAGCUGUGAGCGGGGGACGGCGGAAGGAGGGAGGCCGCGCGCGCCCCUCGCUCCGCCCUGGGGAGGAAGGAGGAGGACACUGAAAAGACGAUUUAUUUUGAAGACGCCCCUGCUCUUCCCCGCGGGCCUCGGGGCGGUGGGACUGGC
Messenger RNA from Perognathus longimembris pacificus (Pacific pocket mouse), 606 nucleotides. RefSeq names its product stum, mechanosensory transduction mediator homolog (gene Stum). The record is from RefSeq and is a predicted model, not a curated record. The transcript is spliced from 4 exons. Bases 58 to 468 code for a protein of 136 amino acids. Lineage: Eukaryota; Metazoa; Chordata; Mammalia; Rodentia; Heteromyidae.